Molecule: messenger RNA, 1047 nt
Organism: Drosophila grimshawi
Lineage: Eukaryota; Metazoa; Arthropoda; Insecta; Diptera; Drosophilidae
Product: EF-hand calcium-binding domain-containing protein 1
Exons: 4
Coding region: 1-1047 (348 amino acids)
Molecular function (GO): calcium ion binding
Source: RefSeq, a predicted model, not a curated record
AUGCAUGUGCUAUGUCAAUGUCGUUUGGCAGGCAAGGCGGGCGCCGCAAGGGGUCGCACCCCAACACCUACACCCAAGAAUGGAGCUGGCGGAAGCGGAAGCGGAACAGCUGGGGCUGGGGUAACAAAUGGCGCGCAGGCAACAACCACCGGCGGUGGGGGAGGUGUUGUUGUUGUUACUGCUGCUGCUGCUGCUGCUACAACUAGUUCUGGAGGCGGUGCUGCUGCUGCUGCCAGAUCCACGCUACAUGCGAACACAACGAUACUGAAAACGGUUUCAGUAUUCCUCGCCAGCGGCAAACGAAACUCGAGCAACCAGUCGAAGGCAGCAGCGGCUGCUUUGCAGAACAAACGGCAGCAGCGCCAGAGGAAAAUGGACGAGCUGAGUGGCAAAAUCAAUCCCAAGCUAUUGGACAAUCUGCGCAAGAAGACGCGCUUCACCAAGGAUGAAUUGGAUGCCCUGUGUCGGAUCUAUCGCAAGCUGGUGUCCAAUUGUCAGUAUGCGGCCAAGACGCUCGCAUCGAGUUCCUCCAGCGCAGCCAUUGCUAAGCCACAUGCCGCCGUCGAGGGUAUUGAUCGCAUUGUGUUCCGUGAGCUGUUGCACAGCACCUUCGACAUUGUCACCGAGGAGAUACUGAUGGAGCGCAUCUUCUGCAGCUGGGACAAGGCACAUGAGGGUCUGCCGCUGCGAUUAGAGGGCUGGCUCAUCGGAUUGUCAACGUUUCUGCGUGGUACACCGGCGGAGCGGGCUGCAUUUUGUUUUCGAGUCUAUGAUCUCAAUACGGAUGGCUUUAUAACCAAGGAUGAGAUGUUUACACUGCUCCGCAAUUGUCUCAUCAAGCAGCCACAGGAUGAGGAUCCGGACGAGGGGGUCAAAGAUCUCGUCGAAAUCGUACUAAAAAAGUUCGAUCUGGAUAAGGAUGGCAAGGUUUCAAUGGAUGACUUCAUGGGCACAGUCGCCGCUGAGCCGCUGCUGAUCGAGGCCUUUGGACAGUGUCUUCCAACUGACAGCGCCGUUGUCUCAUUUUUCUCAACUCUGCAGGUCUAG